AUGAAGCAUGACCGCCGAAGCAACCCUGGGAGCAUAGGUGCAGCCACAGGAGGAGCAGACCACACGCAGCAAGACAGAGGACAGCAGGAGCAGGUGCAGCCACAGGAGGAGCAGACCACAACGCAGCAAGACGGAGGACACCAGGAGCAGGUGCAGCCACAGGAGGAGCAGACCACAACGCAGCAAGACGGAGGACACCAGGAGCAGGUGCAGCCACAGGAGGAGCAGACCACAACGCAGCAAGACGGAGGACACCAGGAGCAGGUGCAGCCACAGGAGGAGCAGACCACACGCAGCAAGACGGAGGACACCAGGAGCAGGUGCAGCCACAGGAGGAGCAGACCACACGCAGCAAGACGGAGGACACCAGGAGCAGGUGCAGCCACAGGAGGAGCAGACCACACGCAGCAAGACGGAGGACACCAGGAGCAGGAGCAGGUGCAGCCACAGGAGGAGCAGACCACAACGCAGCAAGACGGAGGACACCAGGAGCAGGUGCAGCCACAGGAGAAGCAGACCACAACGCAGCAAGACAGAGGACACCAGGAGCAGGUGCAGCCACAGGAGGAGCAGACCACACGCAGCAAGACAGAGGACACCAGGAGCAGGUGCAGCCACAGGAGGAGCAGACCACACGCAGCAAGACAGAGGACACCAGGAGCAGGUGCAGCCACAGGAGGAGCAGACCACACGCAGCAAGACGGAGGACACCAGGAGCAGGUGCAGCCACAGGAGGAGCAGACCACACGCAGCAAGACGGAGGACACCAGGAGCAGGUGCAGCCACAGGAGGAGCAGACCACACGCAGCAAGACGGAGGACACCAGGAGCAGGUGCAGCCACAGGAGAAGCAGACCACAACGCAGCAGACAGAGGACACCAGGAGCAGGUGCAGCCACAGGAGGAGCAGACCACACGCAGCAAGACAGAGGACACCAGGAGCAGGUGCAGCCACAGGAGAAGCAGACCACACGCAGCAAGACAGAGGACAGCAGGAGCAGGUGCAGCCACAGGAGGAGCAGACCACAACGCAGCAAGACGGAGGACACCAGGAGCAGGAACGGGCUGGGGUGUGCUGCCUCACUCCAGCACUGAGCUGUCGGGCUCCACUCUGUGGCCAAACUGGCAAACCGCAGCGAGAGGCGCGCGGGAACUGACCCUAAACCUGCACACUUUGUAG
Knipowitschia caucasica is the source of this 1179-nucleotide messenger RNA. Lineage: Eukaryota; Metazoa; Chordata; Actinopteri; Gobiiformes; Gobiidae. The record is from the annotation of a GenBank genome assembly.